CAGGUGGUUGGGCCAUGGAUGAAGUAGUACCACGGUGAAGUAGUAGAUGAAGUAGUAAGUAUGGAUAGGUAGUAGGUAAUCUAUGGUUGGGCUAAGGCAAGCACGACUAAGCUGGGGUGUCUCACGAGCACAUGUUGGUAUGAGCACACAUGAGAGUCUGAGACACGGGCAUGAGUCACUGCUUGUAGCAAAAGGUUGCUCAAUCGAUUCGUAAGUAAAAGGCAGUUUUUUAAAUCUGCGACUUUCCGACCUGUCGGCUGUCAGACUACGACUUGUAUAAAUCGGACCUGUCAAAGGUCCGAUAGAUCUAUAGAUGGCCUUGGUCAAAGGAUGAGUAAUGGUAUUAUCCAUUGGAAUCUUUAUGAAUCUCGUCAUUAUCCUUUGAAAUAAGAAUUUAGUGGCGGUGUGCUAAUUUACGUCUAGACAUCUACUGCGCACAAGUGUCAAAAUAUUGCAUGUGGUGGUGUUGCUGCGCUGCGCAUUAUUUCUUUCGGUGGUGAAGCUUUGGCACGUGGUGCUGGUGGUCGCCGUGUUAUUCUAUGACGCUAUGACCGUGGUGGAGUUCAGUUUCAUCCGUUUCAUCCGUGGUCAUCUGUACGCAUUCUCAUUCACCACUCCAUUGAAUAAGCUAUAAACUUGUAUUCGUCUUGGAUCAUCAUUCUGUGCCACCACUACCAGGUCAACUAUGGAUAUAAUGGAAGGACAGUUCAGUGAUGCAGAUGAUGAUCAAACAGCACUGGAAUCAUCCAACAUUUCCAACAAGCAGGGUGCAUUUCAGCCAGCAGUGUCUGCUGUUACUGGAGGCUUGGCUGAACUGAGCACACAUGCCUCUGAGUUGUCCGAGGAGGUGUCAAGGGCGACCAAGGAAGACACAGUCUUUACAGAUGACCAGGACCUGGAUGAAGACUACCAGAGUGAUGAGGAUGCUGAGUUCUAUGACUGGGAUCCAUCCUGCAAGAAGGAUUUGACCAAGGAGUAUUUGUCUCAUCGUGGAGCCUCACAGGCUGGUGGAACUGCGGGAGGCGGUGGCAAGAACUUCCAGCCGUCAAAGAACCUUAUGAUGCGCUACAGCAACCGUAUCAACCUGGACCGCUACGACGGCCCGCGGGUAUCGCACGCCGUCAGGAACCAGAUCUCUGAGGCAGCCAAGAGGGAUGACUCGGCCAGGAUCCGCACCAAGGACAAGAAGGACCGUGCCACUGUGGAGCAGGUGCUGGACCCGCGCACCAGGAUGAUCCUCUACCAGCUGAUGGACAGGGAGUACUUCACAGAGAUCAACGGCUCCGUCUCCAUGGGCAAGGAGGCUAACGUGUUCCACGCCAGCGGCGCUCCCCCGCUGAACGAGGAUGGCACGGGCACAGAGCGCGCCGUCAAAAUCUACAAGACCUCCAUCCUGACAUUCAAGGACAGGGAGAAAUACGUGGCCGGCGAAUUCAGGCAUCGUCACGGCUACAGCAAGCACAACCCGCGCAAGAUGGUGCAGACAUGGGCCGAGAAGGAGAUGCGCAACCUGACGCGCCUGACGCGUGCCGGCGUCCCGUGUCCCCAGCCCGUGCUGCUGCGGAGUAAUGUGCUCGUCAUGGGCUUCAUCGGCGAGCAGGGACGCGCCGCGCCCAAACUGCACGACGCGUCCAUCAGCAGCUCGAAGGCGCGCGAGCUGUACCUGGACGUGGUGAAGAUGAUGCGCACCAUCUACCACGAGUGUCGGCUGGUGCACGCCGACCUCAGCGAGUACAACAUGCUGUACUUCAAGGGCCGUGUGUACAUCAUUGACGUAUCACAGUCGCUGGAGCACGACCAUCAGAACUCGCUGUUCUUCCUGCGCAAGGACUGCACCAACAUCACCAACUACUUCACCCGACUGCAGGUGGCCACCAUGACCGUCCGAGAGCUGUUUGACUUUAUCGUGGACCCCAACAUCGGGGCCGACAACCAGGCCGACUACUUGUCGCGAAUGAUGGCCGUGACGGCCGAGCGCGGCCAGCUCACCAACCAGCAGAUCGUCGACGAGGAGGUCUUCAAGAACGCCUACAUACCCAAACGGCUCGACGAGGUGUUUAACGCCGAGCGUGACAUAAAGCAGGCGAAGUCUGGCGAGCGUGAGCUCAUCUACUCGACCAUCACGGGCAUCAAGCCGGACCUGUCGGCCGUGCAGCUGGUGCCCACGCGGCUCGGACAGACGGCGGGCCACUCUGAGGGGGAGGAAGGGGAGGAAGGUGAUGCGAGCGGCUCCUCGGGUGAGGAGGACAGCGAGGACAGUGAGGACGAGGACGGCGGCUCAAAGUUCGUCAACUCACGCCGGCCCAGGGACGAGUCGCCUGACAGUAAAAAGGAGAGAAAGAAGGCCGUAAAGGAACAGAAGGCAGAAAAGCGGAAAAGCAAGGUGAAAAAGCACAUCAAGAAAAGGAAAGAGAAGGAAAACAAAAAGAAGUAGUGCACCUUGUUGAGUACUGAUUUAUAAGAAUUGUUUACAUAUAUUGUUCUCAGAUGCAUCUCUCGGGUAAGCAGAAGGCGAUGGUCUGCCAUUAUGGUCGCAUCUUGUCGAUUCAGGCGGGGUAUGUCUCCUCUCCGAUCAGGGGUCUGCUGCCCACUGGGCUACUCAGGGGGGCGGGGCAGAGCCUCCGGGGACGACCUUUGUGGCCAGCCCGGGCGGGACAAACGGCGGGCUUAUUUGCUGCCUGCUGGUCCCGAGGGAUUGGGUUUACCCUAAGAGAACGGUGUGCUAUUCAACUGUGUCCAGGCUGGGCGGAGCAAGCGCUGGGAAGGGGGUCAAUUGUUGUCCAGGCGGGUUUGGUCUGCUGUCCACUGGUUACCCAGGGGCGGAGUAGACCACACACAAUGCAGGGAAGGAAGUUGGCUCCGCUAGCUGAAGGCAUGACCUGUGGGUGGGACAUGAGGUGCCUUCCGCACUUUGUGCUAUGGUGUGUCUGUGUCAAGGUGUCGUCUUCUCGCUGGGUGUGCGCUCCACGUUAGUCUAAUUUAUUGUUGGUCCGGUUUUAGCAACAUUUUGUACCAUGUUCAUGACUGUUUUAGUCAUGCCCAUUGACAAAAUACAACCCCAGUGACGUGA
Molecule: messenger RNA, 3070 nt
Organism: Amphibalanus amphitrite
Lineage: Eukaryota; Metazoa; Arthropoda; Thecostraca; Balanomorpha; Balanidae
Product: serine/threonine-protein kinase RIO1-like
Exons: 13
Coding region: 686-2434 (582 amino acids)
Biological process (GO): maturation of SSU-rRNA
Cellular component (GO): cytosol; preribosome, small subunit precursor
Molecular function (GO): protein serine/threonine kinase activity; ATP binding
Source: RefSeq, a predicted model, not a curated record